AUGAGCACACCCAACGAUACCAAGCAACCACCUGUCGUCUUGUGCAUUGGCAUGGCUGGUUCCGGCAAAACUACCUUUAUGCAGCGGAUCAUUGCACACCAACAUGCGAAAAAGACACCACCUUAUGUACUCAAUCUCGAUCCUGCCGUGGGUACACUUCCAUUCACAGCCAACAUUGAUAUUCGAGACACUGUCAACUACAAGGAGGUCAUGAAACAAUAUCAACUCGGUCCCAAUGGUGGUAUCUUGACGAGCUUGAACUUGUUUACUACAAAGUUUGAUCAAGUGCUAAACUUGGUUGCCAAGCGUGCCGAGAAUGUCAGUAAUAUUUUUGUCGAUACACCUGGUCAGAUUGAGAUCUUUACAUGGUCAGCUUCUGGUGCCAUCAUCACCGAUACGCUUGCAGCUACUUAUCCCACCGUCGUUGCUUACAUCAUUGACACACCACGUACGACUGCACCUGCCACUUUUAUGAGCAACAUGUUGUAUGCAUGCAGUAUUCUCUACAAGACCAAACUACCCUUCAUUCUCGUGUUCAACAAGACCGAUGUUGUAUCGCAUGAAUUCGCUGUUGAAUGGAUGACCGAUUUUGAAAAGUUCCAGGAAGCUCUUUCACAAGAUACAAGCUAUAUGAGCAGUCUCAUGAAUUCAAUGAGCUUGGUACUGGAUGAGUUUUAUAACCAUCUCAAGGUGGUCGGUGUUUCAGCUGUCACGGGUCAAGGCAUUGAUGAUUUCUUCAAGGCAAUUGAUGAAGCUGCAGAUCAAUACGAGACUGAAUACAAACCUGAAAUUGAACGGCUGAUACGCGAAAAGAUGGAUCGAGAAGAAAAGAAUCGACAAGAUCAGUUGAACAAGUUGAUGAAGGAUAUGAACGUGUCAAAAGGAAAAGAGGUGGCAUUGGAUGCAGGCCAGCAGGAUGAGCGUUGGGAACAAGAGGAAGAUGAGGAUGAGGAAUAUGAUAGUGACGAGAAUCCUCUACCAUCCGCAUCGAAAUAUCCACCCUCCAUCGCGCAACAACAAAAAGAUGAGAAGUUCAAAGCAUGGUUAUCACAGCAAGAGUGA
This is a messenger RNA of Lichtheimia ornata, 1062 nucleotides long. RefSeq lists its product as uncharacterized. Gene Ontology annotation, molecular function: GTPase activity. The coding region runs from base 1 to 1062 and encodes 353 amino acids. NCBI's taxonomy places the organism in Eukaryota, Fungi, Mucoromycota, Mucoromycetes, Mucorales, Lichtheimiaceae. The record is from RefSeq and is a predicted model, not a curated record. The transcript has 7 exons.